AUGUUUGUACCCUCCUGCUUUCCGCCCGUCCAUCUGUCUGUGCAGGGUCUGAAGCCCCAGACGCGGUCCGUGGUUAACUCCCUCCUCUCAGGGGCCUUAGCUGGAGCCUUGGCCAAAACAGCCGUGGCCCCGCUGGAUAGAACCAAGAUCAUCUUCCAAGGUAGGCGGCAACACAUCUCACAUGCUUUUGGAAUAGUGAGGAUUCAAUUAUUUUUUUAUUUUCAAUGUCAUACAUUUUUGUCUAUUUAUUUCCUUCAUUUUAGUGUCCUCAGCAAGAUUCUCUGCCAAGGUGAGUUGUUUAACCCAUGUACUGUAUAACAUUAAUUUGAUGAUGAUUCAUAAUUCACCUUUGUGAUUAUUGCGAUACUGUUGAUGAUGAUGCUGUUUAUGAUGAUGAGAAUGAACCCCAUGCUGUUGGUCCACCCCCAGGAGGCGUACAGGUUGAUCUAUCGGACCUACCUGAAGGAUGGCUUCCUCAGCCUAUGGAGGGGCAACUCUGCCACCAUGGUGCGGGUCAUCCCGUACGCUGCCAUUCAGUUCUGUGCCCACGAGCAGUACAAGAGACUACUGGGAGGAUACUUCGGCUUCCAGGGCAAGUGAGUACCCAUCCAUAUACAGUGAAGGAAAAAAGUAUUUGAUCCCCUGCUGAUUUUGUACGUUUGCCCACUGACAAAGACAUGAUCAGUCUACAAUUUUAAUGGUAGGUUUAUUUGAACAGUGAGAGACAGAAUAACAACAAAAAAAUCCCAUAGAAAAAAGACUACUAGCAGGAGGAAUGUAAUGCUAACUAGCAAGCCUGUAGUUAACGUUAAUUGUUAACGGUGUCACACUUCUGAAGGUCACAAGUCAGUAGCUAGCCAGCUAGCUACAGUGCAUUCGGAAAGUAUUCAGACCCCUUGACUUUUUCCACAUUGUGUUAAGUUACAGCCUUAUUCUAAAAUUGAUUAAAAAAACAAAAAUGUCCUCAUCAAUCUACACACAAUACCCCAUAAUGACAAAGCGAAAAACAGGUUUUUAGAAAUUUUUGCAAAUGUAUUGCAAAUAAAACACAGAACUUAUUUACGUAAGUAUUUAGAGCCUUUGCUUUGAGACUUGAAAUUGAGCUCAGGUGCAUCCUGUUUCCAUUGAUCAUCCUUGAGGUGUUUCAUCAACUUGAUUGGAGUCCACCUGUGGUCAAUUCAAUUGAUUGGACAUGAUUUGGAAAGGCACACACCUGUCUAUAAGGUCCCACAGUUGACAGUGCAUGUCAGAGCAAAAACCAAGCCAUGAGGUCGAAGGAAUUGUCCGUAGAGGUCCGAGACAGGAUUGUGUCUGCAGCAUUGAAGGUCCAAGAACCCGAUGGUCACUCUGAUAGAGCUCCAGUGUUCCUCUUGAGAUGGGAGAAGCUUCCAGAAGGACAAUCAUCUCUGCAGCAGUCUACCAAUCAGGCAUUUAUUGUAGAGUGGCCAGGCGGAAGCCACUCUUCAGUAAAAGGCAAAUGACAGCCCGCUUGGAGUUUUCCAAAAGGCACCUCAGACCAUGAGAAACAAGAUUUUCUGGUCUGAUGAAACCAAGAUUGAACUCUUUGGCCUGAAUGCCAAUCGUCACAUCUGGAGGAAAUCUGGCACCAUCCCUACGGUGAAGCAUGGUGGUGGCAGUAUCAUGCUGUGGGGAUGUUUUUCAGGGACUGGGAGACUAGUCAGGAUCAAGGGAAAGGUGAACGAAGAAAAGUACAGAGAGAUCCUUGAUGAAAACCUGCUCCAGAGCGCUCAGGACCUUGGACUGGGGCGACAGUUCACCUUCCAACAGGACAACAACCCUAAGUACAUAGCCAAAGCAGGAGUGGCAUCGGGACAAGUCUCUGAAUGUCCUUGAGUGGGCCAGCCAGAGCCCGGACUUGAAGCUGAUCGAACAGCUCUGGAGAGACCUGAAUAUUGGGGGGGGCACUGGAAAUUAAUACAAAAAACAACGUUUUAAGUUAAAUAUGUCUAAAGCCGAAAAAGACAUGACAUUCAAACGCUAAUUUGACCUAUGCACUAACAAGGCUUUUCAGCAAAAGCAGGUUGACUAUUGCUAGAGUACUGUAGCUUUAUUGAUCUACUGUACUUCAACAACAGAUGUACUCACGUUGGAUGGGUUGAUUUAAACUGUCAUGGUCAAAACAUGUUGAUACAACAGUAGCUAAGAUGAGGAGAAGUCUGUCCGUAAAUAAAGCGCUGCUCUGCCUUUUUAACAACACUAUCAACAAGGCAGGUCCUAAAGGCUCUAGUUUUGUCGCACCUGGACUACUGUUCAGUCGUGUGGUCAGAUGCCACAAAGGGGGACCUCAGAAAAAUUACAAUUGGCUCAGAUCAGUGCAGCUGGCCCUUAAAUGUACACGGAGAGCUAACAUGAAUAGCUGUAAAUCUCUCGUGGCUCAAAGUGGAGGAGAGAUUGAUAUCACUAUUUGUAUUUGUGAGAAGUAUUGACAUGUUGAAUGCACCGAACUGUCUGUUUAAACAUCUAGCAUACAGCUGACAGCCAUACAUACCCCACAAACAUGCCACCAAAGGUCUCUUCACAAUCCCUAAGUCAAGAACAGACUAUGGGAGGCGCACAGUACUACAUAGAGCCAUGGCUACAUGGAACUCUAUUCCACAUCAGGUAACUGAUGCAAGCAGUAGAAUCAGAUUUUUUAAAAACAUAUAAAAAUACACCUUAUGGAACAGCGGGGACUGUGAAGCGACACGCACACACAGAGGCACACACAGAGGCACAGACACACAUACAGAUGAUAAGACACUCACUACACACACGUACAGUUGAAGUCGGAAGUUUACAUACACUUAGGUUGGAGUCAUUAAAACUUGUUUUUCAACCACUCCACACAUUUCUUGUUAACAAACUGUCGGUUAGGACAUCUUCUUUGUGCAUGACACAAGUAAUUUUUCCAACAAUUGUUUACAGACAGAUUAUUUCACUUAUAAUUCACUGUAUCACAAUUCCAGUGGGUCAGAAGUUUACAUACACUAAGUUGACUGUGCCUUUUAAACAGCUUGGAAAAUUCCAGAAAAUGAUGUCAUGGCUUUAGAAGCUUCUGAUAGGCUAAUUGAUUUCAUUUGAGUCAAUUGGAGGUGUACCUGUGGAUGUAUUUCAAUGCUUACCUUCAAACUCAGUGCCUCUUUGCUUGACAUCAUGGGAAAAUCAAAAGAAAUCAGCCAAGACCUCAGAAAAACAAUUGUAGUCCUCCACAAGUCUGGUUCAUCCUUGGGAGCAAUUUCCAAACGCCUGAAGGUACCACGUUCAUCUGUACAAACAAUAGUACGCAUGUAUAAACACCAUGGGACCACGCAGCCGUCAUACCGCUCAGGAAGGAGACGCAUUCUGUCUCCUAGAGAUGAACGUACUUUGGUGCGAAAAGUGCAAAUCAAUCCCAGAACAACAGCAAAGGACCUUGUGAAGUUGCUGGAGGAAACAGGUACAAAUUAUAUAUACCCACAGUAAAACUAGUCCUAUAUCGACAUAACCUGAAAGGCCGCUCAGCAAGGAAGAAGCCACUGCUCCAAAACCACUAUUAAAAAGAUAGACUACGGUUUGCAACUGCACAUGGGGAGAAAGAUCUUACUUUUUGAGAAAUGUCCUCUGGUCUGAUGAAACAAAAAUAGAACUGUUUGGCCAUAAUGACCAUCGUUAUGUUUGGAGGAAAAAGGGGGGUUCCUUGCAAGCCGAAGAACACCAUCACAACCGUGAAGCACGGGGGUGGCAGCAUCAUGCUGUGGGGGUGCUUUGCUGCAGGAGGAACUGGUGCACUUCACAAAAUAGAUGGCAUCAUGAGGAAGGAAAAGUAUGUGUAAAUAUUGAAGCAACAUCUCAAGACAUCAGUCAGGAAGUUAAAGCUUGGUCGCAAAUGGGUCUUCCAAAUGGACAAUGACCUUCCAAAGUUGUGGCAAAAUGGCUUAAGGCCAACAAACUCAAGGUAUUGGAGUGGCCAAUACAAAGCCCUGACCUCAAUCCUAUUGAUCAUUUGUGGGCAGAACUGAAAAAGCGUGUGCGAGCAAGGAGGCCUACAAACCUGAUGUUUGUAUGUAAACUUCUGAAUUCAACUGUACACGUGGAUUUUGUAUUGUAGAUAUGUGAUAGUAGAGUAGUGGCCUGAGGGAACAUGAUUAAUGUGUUGUGAAAAGUGUUAUGAAAUGUAAUGUUAUGUAAUAUUUUAAAUUGUGUACAACUGCCUUAAUGUUGCUGGACCCCAGGAAGAGUAGCUGCUGCCUUGGCAGGAACUAAUGGGGAUCCUUAAUAAAUACAAAGUAGGAUUCAAACCUUUUCUCAAACAGCCCAAUACAUACUCCUAGAGUAGGUUUACCACAUUUAAUGUACUUGGUCAGGUCAACUUGUUUUUUCAUGUAAGACACACAUGCAAUCUUGAUCUUGAUCAAAUCUUGAUAUGUUGGUUCUUAAAAUGUCAAUCGGCAUUUCAAAGAACAACAAAGCCAUCACCCUGCCACUGUUUUGGUAAAAAGCUGAAGAAUAGGGGUGGUGGAUAAACAUCUUUAUUUCAUUCAAGUCUCAGUUUUUGAUUAUUAUUUUAUUUUUAUUUUUUGACAGUGUGCGGGGCUCCAUCUCUUCCAGAAUUGGGGGUGGAGAAAUGUAACCAUUCUGAAAUUCAUCGGUAGAGCUAUGGAUACAAAAUGACAAUUUAAACCAUAUUCAGAGGCUAAACAGUUUUUGUCUAAAAUUACAUUGUUUGCAACAGUUGAGUAAAACAAGCAUAUAUUUUGGGUUCUGAUUGGGUAUGACAAUUGGACUAAGCUCAUGAGGCAUUUAUUAUAUAAGUUACAUUCUUCAAGAAUCAAUGGGUGUGUGUGUGUGUGUGUGUGUAAUUUAAAAGUAAAAUAGUUAAUGAAGCAAUCACAGAUUGACCCUUUAAAAACUUAAAUCGAGUAGUGGUUUAACUGAAUGACUACCGAGACAGAAUAUAAUAAGGAAUUUUAUUUAAUUGUUUUGGUUAGGCCUCGUCUCCGAGGAAUGCUCCCCAGAGCCAGAUGCUGAUGACAGGUUGCCCUAUGCUGGGCAGCAGGCAUCGAAACCUGCCUGCUGGGGGAAAGGAGUUUCAAUGACGGGCCUUAAGGUUAUUAUGCUGGUGGUGGUGGGGAGGUGGAAGGUCGUUGGAAGACUGUUGCUGCCAAACAACAAGUGGGAGACACAAGGUUCGAGUUGACAUAUAAAUACUCCCCUAGAGUCAUGCCCAUUGGUUGAAAGAAAGGAUAGUGAUUAUUCACGAGUGAGCCAAUAGGUUAAUCAGCAACCGUGGUGGAAUUGCCAGGAAGAGAGAUGUGGCGCUAAGCUGACGAGGUAACAUUAUGACACUAUCCUAUAUAUACAGUGGGGGAAAAAAAGUAUUUAGUCAGCCACCAAUUGUGCAAGUUCUCCCACUUAAAAAGAUGAGAGAGGCCUGUAAUUUUCAUCAUAGGUACACGUCAACUAUGACAGACAAAAUAAUAAUAUAAUAAUAAUAUGCCAUUUAGCAGACGCUUUUAUCCAAACGACUUACAGUCAUGUGUGCAUACAUUUUUACGUAUGGGUGGUCCCGGGGAUCGAACCCACUACCCUGGCGUUACAAGAGCCAUGCUCUACCAAUUGAGCUACAGAGGACCACAGGGAUUAAAAAAUUAUCCUGAAAUCUGAAAUCCAGAAAAUCACAUUGUAGGAUUUUUAAUGAAUUUAUUUGCAAAUUAUGGUGGAAAAUAAGUAUUUGGUCAAUAACAAAAGUUUCUCAAUACUUUGUUAUAUACCCUUUGUUGGCAAUGACACAGGUCAAACGUUUUCUGUAAGUCUUCACAAGGUUUUCACACACUGUUGCUGGUAUUUUGGCCCAUUCCUCCAUGCAGAUCUCCUCUAGAGCAGUGAUGUUUUGGGGCUGUCGCUGGGCAACACGGACUUUUAACUCCCUCCAAAGAUUUUCUAUGGGGUUGAGAUCUGGAGACUGGCUAGGCCACUCCAGGACCUUGAAAUGCUUCUUACGAAGCCACUCCUUCGUUGCCCGGGCGGUGUGUUUGGGAUCAUUGUCAUGCUGAAAGUCCCAGCCACGUUUCAUCUUCAAUGCCCUUGCUGAUGGAAGGAGGUUUUCACUCCAAAUCUCACGAUACAUGGCCCCAUUCAUUCUUUCCUUUACACGGAUCAGUCGUCCUGGUCCCUUUGCAGAAAAACAGCCCCAAAGCAUGAUGUUUCCACCCCCAUGCUUCACAGUAGGUAUGGUGCAACUCAGCAUUCUUUGUCCUCCAAACACGACGAGUUGAGUUUUUACCAAAAAGUUCUAUUUUGGUUUCAUCUGACCAUAUGACAUUCUCCCAAUCCUCUUCUGGAUCAUCCAAAUGCACUCUAGCAAACUUCAGACGGGCCUGGACAUGUACUGGCUUAAGUAGGGGGACACGUCUGGCACUGCAGGAUUUGAGUCCCUGGCGGCGUAGUGUGUUACUGAUGGUAGGCUUUGUUACUUUGGUCCCAGCUCUCUGCAGGUCAUUCACUAGGUCCCCCCGUGUGGUUCUGGCAUUUUUGCUCACCGUUCUUGUGAUCAUUUUGACCCCACGGGGUGAGAUCUUGCGUGGAGCCCCAGUUCGAGGGAGAUUAUCAGUGGUCUUGUAUGUCUUCCAUUUCCUAAUAAUUGCUCCCACAGUUGAUUUCUUCAAACCAAGCUGCUUACCUAUUGCAGAUUCAGUCUUCCCAGCCUGGUGCAGGUCUACAAUUUUGUUUCUGGUGUCCUUUGACAGCUCUUUGGUCUUGGCCAUAGUGGAGUUUGGAGUGUGACUGUUUGAGGUUGUGGACAGGUGUCUUUUAUACUGAUAACAAGUUCAAACAGGUGCCAUUAAUACAGGUAACGAGUGGAGGACAGAGGAGCCUCUUAAAGAAGAAGUUACAGGUCUGUGAGAGCCAGAAAUCUUGCUUGUUUGUAGGUGACCAAAUACUUAUUUUCCACCAUAAUUUGCAAAUAAAUUCAUUAAAAAUCCUACAAUGUGAUUUUCUGGAUUUUUUUUCUCUCAAUUUGUCUGUCAUAGUUGACGUGUACCUAUGAUGAAAAUUACAGGCCUCUCUCAUCUUUUUAAGUGGGAGAACUUGCACAAUUGGUGGCUGACUAAAUACUUUUUUCCCCCCACUGUACCUGCCAUGCUGAUGAGUGAGAUAGGAAGCGGUGUGAAUUAUGAAUUUACUAGAUUAAGGAAAAGUGCGUUACUUCAUUGUGUAUAACCGGAAACAACAAGCAUGUAUUGCUUUAAAAUAUGUUUAAAAGCUGUCAACUACCUUGUCCAUUUACCAUCUGAGUAGGCUUAUGUAUUAGGCUAGGUCAAAUGUAGGGUUAAGGAGUGGUUUUGCCGACACAGAUUACACCUAGUCCUUGACUAUAAAUCAUUUUGUCUGGAGAUUUUCAGUUGAUCUUACUUUGUAGUCCAGGACUAGGUCUAAUCUGUGUCCGGGAAACCCUCCCGAUAAUGUUUAAAUGAGUGGAAUGGGAUGUCGUCUUGCAUGAAAAAACAUGUUUACAUGACCAAUUACAUUAAUGGGUAAACCUCCUCUAAGAGAAUGUAUUAGGCUGUUUGAGAGAUGGUUUGAAUCCUAAUCAACCCAUCCAAUGUGAGUACAUCUGUUGUUGAAGCACAGUAGAACAAUACAACUACAGUACUCUAGCAGUAGUCAAGAUGCUUAUGCUGAAAAGCCUUUAGUGCUUAGGUCAAAUUAGCUUUUCCAUCUCCUGUCUUUUUCGGCUUCAGACAAAAGCUAAUAUUUCACUUAAAAUAGGGUCCUCAUAAGCUAACUUGUGGAACACACUGGAAGUGUCUGCUGUUUUCUCCAGGUUUCUCAGGCCUGGCUCAGAGUCUAGGUAGUCAAAGAUUGUCAAAUCAGGCCCUUAUCUAUCCUGUGUACUGUGUUCCAGAGCCCUGCCGCCGGUGCCAAGGUUACUGGCGGGUUCCAUGGCCGGUACCACAGCUGCCAUGCUCACCUACCCUCUGGACAUGGUGCGAGCCAGGAUGGCCGUCACGCCCAAGGAGAUGUAAGACAACUACCCCUACCCCUGAGAGCACGCACACACAUACAGGACCAGUCAAAAGUUUGGACACACCUACUCAUUCAAGGGUUUUUCUUUAUUUGUACUAUUUUUUACAUUGUAGAAUAAUAGUGAAGACAUCAAAACUAUGAAAUAACACAUAUGGAAUCAUGUAGUAACCAAAAGUGUUUUAACAAAUCAAAAUAUAUUUUAUAUUUGAGAUUCUUCAAAUAGCCACCCUUUGCCUUGAUUUGCACACUCUUGGCAUUCUCUCAACCAGCUUCAUGAUGUAGUCACCUGGAAUGCAUUUCAAUUAACAGGUGUGCCUUGUUAAAAGUUAAUUUGUGGAAUUUCUUUCCUUCUUAAUGCGUUUGAGCCAAUCAGUUGUGUUGUGACAAGGUAAGGGGGGUAUACAGAAGAUUAGCCCUAUUUGGUAAAAUACCAAGUCCUUAUUAUGGCAAGAUCAGCUCAAAUAAGCAAAGAGAAAUGACAGUCCAUCAUUACGUUAAGACAUUAAGUCAGUCAAUAGCUCAGUUGGUAGAGCAUGGCGCUUGCAAAGCCAGGGUUGUGGGUUUGUUUCCCACAGGGGGCCAGUAUGAAAAAAUGUAUGCACUCACUAACUGUAAGUCGCUCUGGAUAAGAGUGUCUGCUAAAUUACAAAAAUGUCAAUACGGAAAAUUUCAAGAACUUUGAAAGUUUCUUCAAGUGCAGUCGCAAAAACCAUCAAGCGCUAUGAUAAAACGGGCUCUCAUGAGGACCGCCUCAGGAAUGGAAGACCCAGAUUUACCUCUGAUGCAGAGGAUAAGUUCAUUAGUUACCAGCCUCAGAAAUUGCAGCUGAAAUAAAUGCUUCACAGAGUUCAAGUCACAGACACAUCUCAACAUCAACUGUUCAGAGGGCACUGUGAACCAGGCCUUCAUGGUCGAAUUGCUGCAAAGAAACCACUACUAAAGGACACCAAUAAGAAGAAGAGACCUACUUGGGCCAAGAAACACGAGCAAUGGACAUUAGACCGGUUGAAAUUUGUCCUUUGGUCUGGAGUCCAAAUUGGAGAUUUUUGGUUCCAACCGCCGUGUCUUUGUGAGACGCGGUGUGGGUGAAUGGAUGAUCUCCGCAUGUGUAGUUCCCACUGUAAAGCAUGGAGGAUGUGGUGUUAUGGUGUGGGGGUGCUUUGCUGGUGACACUGUCUGUGAUUUAUUUAGAAUUCAAGUCACACUUAACCAGCAUGGCUACCACAGCAUUCUGCAGCGAUACGCCGUCCCAUCUGGUUUGGGCUUAGUGGGACUAUAAUUUGUUUUUCAACAGGACAAUGACCCAACACACCUCCAGGCUGUGUAAGGGCUAUAUUACAAAGAAGGAGAGUGAUGGAGUGCUGCAUCAGAUGACCUGGCCUCCACAAUCCCCCGACCUCAACCCAAUUGAGAUGGUUUGGGAUGAGUCGGACGGCAGAGUGAAGGAAAAGCAGCCAACAAGUGCUCAGCAUAUGUGGGAACUCCUUCAAGACUGUUGGAAAAGCAUUCCAGGUGAAGCUGGUUGAGAGAAUACCAAGAGUGUGCAAAGCUGUCAUCAAGGCAAAGGGUGGCUAUUUGAAGAAUCUAAAAUAUAAAAUAUAUUUUGAUUUGUUUAACACUUUUUUGGUUACUACAUUAUUCCAUAUGUGUUAUUUCAUAGUUUUGAUAUCUUCACUAUUAUUCUACAAUGUAGAAAAUAGUAAAAAUAAAGAAAAACCCUUGAAUGAGUAGGUGUGUCCAAACACACACACACACACACACACACAGUUUGUGGUGCUGCGAAUAACUCACACUUUAAAUCUCCCCCCCACACUCAGGUACAGUAACAUCAUCCAUGUGUUUGUGCGCAUCUCUCGUGAGGAGGGUUUGAAGACGCUGUACCGUGGUUUCACCCCCACCAUACUGGGCGUGGUGCCCUACGCUGGACUCAGCUUCUUCACCUAUGAGACACUCAAGAAAAUGCAUGCAGGUACUGUAGUGUCUCAGCUGUCUAUCUGUCUGUCUGUCUUGUUUAGUCUGUCUGUCUCUCUAUCAGCAUACAGUGCAUAGCUAUAUGUAAAUAUAAGGUUUCCUACUAUGAACCCUGUCUCACCCAUCCCUGUAUCUCUCUCUCUCUCACCCACUCCCUCACUCUCACCCACUCCCUCCCUCCCUCUCACCCACUCCCUCACUCUCACCCACUCCCUCCCUCUCACCCACUCCCUCCCUCUCUCUCAACCACUCCCUCACUCUCCAGAGCGGAGCGGUCGCCCCCAGCCCUACUCGUACGAGCGGCUGGUGUUCGGGGCAUGCGCAGGUCUCCUGGGCCAGUCGGCCUCCUACCCGCUGGAUGUGGUGCGGCGGCGCAUGCAGACGGCGGGCGUGACGGGGCACACCUACGGCACCAUCAUGGGUACCAUGCGGGACAUUGUGGCGGAGGAGGGCGUGGUGCGGGGCCUCUACAAGGGCCUCAGUAUGAACUGGGUCAAAGGGCCCAUCGCCGUGGGGAUCAGCUUCACCACCUUUGACAUGAUGCAGAUCCUACUGAGGAAGCUGUACCAGCUGAGGUAUAAUAAC
Messenger RNA from Coregonus sp. 'balchen', 10563 nucleotides. The record is from the annotation of a GenBank genome assembly. Lineage: Eukaryota; Metazoa; Chordata; Actinopteri; Salmoniformes; Salmonidae.